AUGGAAAGACGACCGCAUCAUGGACAGAACAAUAGACAUAGCAAUAGACAGAAGAAUAGAUCACAUUUUAAUCAGCACAGGAACAGACAGGGCAAAAAUUUCCGUAGAAACCACCAACAGAACCACAAUAGAACCAACAAUCAACAAUCUGGACUAUCAGAAACAUCUGCCGCUUCGAUCAGAAUGUUCUACCAACUUCUGCAAUGCCUUCACCAUAUCAAUGUGGUAUCAAAACAAUUGGAUGGUUCUUUAAGUCUUGACCUUUCGAAAAAGGUCUCUCAUCUGAAUGAGUUCAUUCAACCUGCUCUAAAAAAUCCCAUCAUCUCUUUGGCGAUUGAAAAAAUUAAUCAAACUUGGGCAACAAGUAUUCUUUCAGCUCUAAAAAAUCAUUAUAAUUCCAUGGUAAAAACUAAAUUAGACUUGAUCAAAUCACACUCUUUUACGGACAUACAAAUUGAGUCUUUUUCGUCUGAAGCUUUAAAUUGGGCUAGGAAAGUUUAUAAAUCUCGUUUACAACAAACUGUAGUCGAACAGUUCAAAUCACUUUUGGCAGAUAUUAAAAAUACGGCUUCAGAAGCACUUGAGGAUAUGGAUGUAGGCAAUGUAGAGUUGGUAGAAGUAUCUCUUCCUCCAACUACCAAAAACAGAUUUAGUUUCAUGCCACAAUCCACUGGGAAACCAAAACGGAACAGAUCAUAUUCCCCAACAAGUUUUCCAUCCUCUUUUGAAACUCCUUCAAAACGAAAACAUAUCUCAAGCCCAAGAUCUUCUCUACCGUAUUCACCUACAGACCAACCUACUAGUUUGCUUUCCACUUCAAAUAUAGUGAACAAAAAUACACCAUCUACUUCAUCAUCACCUCACAGAUCUCUCACGAUUGCACCGUCUUCUUCAGCAUCUUCUUCAUCAUCACCUCGUAGGUCUCUUAAGAUUGCACCGUCUUCUUCUGCAGCAUCGUCUUCAUCAUCUUCUUCAGCAUCACCUCGUAGGUCUCUUACUUUUGAUAAGACACUCACCCCAUCUUCUUCAUCAUCAACUUCUUCUGUCACCAACCAACCAGCAUCAUCUAGACCCUCUACUAAACCACACGUUCAUACCCGACAGAGUGAUAAAUCCAAAUUCAAUCUACCAAAACCAACCAAACCUAUUCUCAUCAUUGGAUCGUCAAAUUUAGGCCGUAUCCCAGAAGGCACGUCAGAAACCCAAAUAGAGAGCUUUCCAGGCGCAAGAAUCUGUCAUUUGAAGUCUAUAAUCACUAAAGCAGAAGCCAGUCAAGUACCAAAUAAAGUAAUAGUACAUGUAGGUCUAAAUGAUAAACAAGAAGGUGGUAAUUUCAUCCACAUCCAAAUGUUGGAACUGCUGUCAAUUGUCCGAAACAAGUUUCCAAAAGCCUCCCUGUAUGUCACACCGAUACCAGUUUCUUCAUCUUUAAAACGAGCAUGUCCUGGAGCCUUCAAGAACCUAUCAAAAUUCAAUGAACUUAUCACAGCUAAACCACCAACCAAUACCUCUACCAUUCCAGAAUACUCCGGAUUCAUUAAAGUUCAAAACGACAAUAUUCAUUGGACAGAGAUGACAGCCAAGAAUAUAUUUUCUCACUGGAUGGCCCAUUUAAACUAG
Messenger RNA from Lottia gigantea (owl limpet), 1620 nucleotides. RefSeq lists its product as hypothetical. The record is from RefSeq and is a predicted model, not a curated record. The coding region runs from base 1 to 1620 and encodes 539 amino acids. The transcript has a single exon. Lineage: Eukaryota; Metazoa; Mollusca; Gastropoda; Lottiidae.